AUGAGACCCGACAGUAAACUCAAACUGAAAUCAGAAUGCUUUGCCAUCAACAGGUUGCAGCUGUUGGAAUACGAAUAUCACACUGCCCUCGACGACCUUAAAAAAGAUCAAAUAUCCUUCAGUAUUCUCUCCGACGUCUGCUUGCCGGUGUCACUACUGAUCCUCGUAGUAAUAUGGGGCUACCAAUUGAACGCCAUGACCAUAGACGCCGAUAACGGAGAUAACCAUACAAUGUUACUUGUAUAUGGCAUUGGAAUCAUUGUGGUCUCGGGAACGGCAUGCGUUUAUAUUGCCAUACGAAUGUCAGUCAUGUCACGACCAGAAAUCGAAGUGACCACUUUUCUCCAAGGAGAGAUGAGACCUUUACAUUCUAAACAAAAAAGAUCUCAAUAUUUUUACUAUCAAACUAUACCUGAUAUACACAGAACUGGUAAAAAACAAACCGAUAUUUUUAUUGUAUAAAAUACAUACAUUUUUUUUAUUUGUAUUUAUACUUAGUCAUUUUUAUUUUUAAUAUUUUAAUAAAAAGAAUUACAUAUAAUUUAUCAAAAGUUAUUGUAAGUAAGCUCAAUAAUGUU
Molecule: messenger RNA, 578 nt
Organism: Melanaphis sacchari
Lineage: Eukaryota; Metazoa; Arthropoda; Insecta; Hemiptera; Aphididae
Exons: 3
Coding region: 1-462 (153 amino acids)
Source: RefSeq, a predicted model, not a curated record